Messenger RNA from Mesorhabditis spiculigera, 2286 nucleotides. The record is from the annotation of a GenBank genome assembly. Lineage: Eukaryota; Metazoa; Nematoda; Chromadorea; Rhabditida; Rhabditidae.
AUGCACCGGAUCGGUGGCGGCCUGCUUCGGGCGGCUCGGUGCGGUGGCGCUGUGCGCGGGCAGGCCAACCAGCCCAAGCCUGAGAAAAUCGAGGUGUUCAUUGAUGGGAAGUCUGUGCUGGUCGAUCCUGGAAUGACCAUCCUCCAGGCGUGCGCAUUGGUCGGUGUCGACAUCCCACGCUUCUGCUACCAUGACCGUCUCUCUGUCGCCGGAAACUGCCGGAUGUGCCUUGUGGAGGUGGAGAAGAGUGUCAAGCCCGUUGCCUCGUGCGCUAUGCCGGUGAUGAAGGGAAUGCGAGUGAAGACCAACUCGGAUUUCACAAAGAAGGCCCGUGAAGGUGUUAUGGAAUUUCUGCUCGUAAACCAUCCGCUGGAUUGUCCCAUUUGUGAUCAGGGUGGCGAAUGCGAUUUGCAAGACCAAUCAUUCGUCUUCGGCUCGGAUCGUAGUCGACACCAGUGCGGGCAAGACGGCAAGCGAGCCGUUGAGGAUAAGAACAUUGGACCAUUGGUGAAGACUGUGAUGACCCGCUGCAUCCAGUGCACCCGCUGCGUCCGAUUCGCCAAUGAAGUCUGUGGCGUGCCAGAUCUUGGCACGACUGGCCGUGGUAAUGAGAUGCAGAUUGGUACAUACGUCGAAAAAAUGUUUGCUUCGGAGCUUUCCGGCAACGUUAUCGAUUUGUGCCCUGUCGGUGCUUUGACCAGCAAGCCUUACAGUUUCACCGCUCGGCCCUGGGAAUUGCGCAAGACUGAAUCGGUGGAUGUUAUGGAUGGCACGGGCCAAAACAUCGUGGUCUCUCAUCGAGGUGGUGACGUCAUGCGUAUUAUUCCGAAGAUGAAUGAUGAAGUCAACGAGGAAUGGAUUUCCGAUCAGGCGCGCUUUUCCUACGACGGUUUGAAGAGGCAGCGAAUCCUUACCCCAAUGGCCAAGAACACCAAUGGGACCCUACAACCCGUGUCUUGGGAAGAGGCCCUUUUCACUGUGGCGCAGCGCCUGAAGGACACUCCUGCUGAACUGAAGGCUGCUGUAGUCGGAGGAAUGAAUGAUCUCGAAUCGUUGGUCGCGCUCAAGGAUUUGUUCAACCGAUUCAAUUCCGAGCUGCUCUGUACCGAAGAAGGCUUCCCUACUGCUAACGGUGGCACUGAUCUGCGCUCGAACUACACAUUCGGCUCCGGGUUGGCCGGAAUUGAGGAAGCUGAUGCGAUCCUUCUCGUUGGCACUAACCCCCGUUAUGAAGCACCCGUUCUGAACGCCCGCCUGAGAAAACAUUAUCUCUAUUCCGAGGUGGAAGUUGGAGCGAUUGGAAACCCGGGUGAUCUCACUUACAACUACACUCUGCUUGGGGAGUCUGCCUCAGCCCUCGAUGCUGUGCUUGCGGGUAAAGGAGACUUUGCUCAGAAGCUGCAUUCUGCCCGUCGCCCUCUCAUCAUCGUGGGCUCGAAGAAGCUUCAGGGCGCCGAUGGCGGCAAGCUACUGGGUCAACUCCAACAGCUUGCUCAGAAAUUGAGCAGCACCGCCGAGGACAAAUCUGCGCCGGUGCUGAACAUUCUUCAGCGUACAGCCAACCAGAGCGGUGCUUUGGAUAUUGGUUACAAGGCCGGAACCUCAUCGCUCCGCAAGAAGCCCGUCAAGUUCCUCUACAUGCUUGGGGCUGAUGAGGGUGUCGUCUCCCGCACUGACCUAGACCCUGGAUCUUUCAUCGUCUACCAAGGCCAUCACGGAGACCGCGGUGCAGAAAUCGCCGAUGUUGUGUUGCCUGGAGCUGCUUACACGGAGAAGGAUGGCAUCUAUGUCAACACGGAAGGCCGGGCGCAGCGUGGUUACCCAGCUGUGGCUCCCCCUGGCGAGGCUAGGCACGAUUGGAAGAUAAUUCGUGCGCUUUCGGAAGUUUCUGGGAAGACGCUUCCUUAUGACAACAUCAAGACGCUGCGUGCCCGUUUGAUCGAGUUGGCCCCUCACUUGAACCGAUUCGGUGACUUGGAGGGAUCCUCCUUUGGUCAUUUGGGCGCCAAGCUUGGCCAAGGGAGCUCGACCGACCUUUCCUUGACGCCGGAGCAAAAGGAGCUGGCUGAUUACUACGUCACAAACUCGGUUACACGCGCUUCCGUUACAAUGCCCAAAAAGCCGCGCAGGGCCACAAGAUCGACCCGUUCGUCGACGAGAAACGCCCCGAGUUCUACCAACACGCUUGAGCUCAUCUACACCAGUCCCAAAUUACGAGUGAACUUAUUUUCACCAUGGCCGCAAGACCGCUACGUCACUACCAUCGACGGCGAACAAGCAAAUCUA